Messenger RNA from Elephantulus edwardii (Cape elephant shrew), 300 nucleotides. It is a transcript of the gene TMEM14A, whose product is annotated as transmembrane protein 14A. Gene Ontology annotation, cellular component: mitochondrial membrane. NCBI's taxonomy places the organism in Eukaryota, Metazoa, Chordata, Mammalia, Macroscelidea, Macroscelididae. The transcript has 4 exons. The record is from RefSeq and is a predicted model, not a curated record. Gene Ontology annotation, biological process: regulation of heme biosynthetic process. The coding region runs from base 1 to 300 and encodes 99 amino acids.
AUGGACCUGAUAGGUUUUGGUUAUGCGGCCCUUGUGACCUGUGGAAGCAUCGUGGGAUAUAAACGCAGAGGUGGUGUUCCGUCUUUGGUUGGUGGUCUUUUUGUCGGCUUUCUGGCCGGCUAUGGAGCUUAUCGUGUCUCCAAUGACAAGCGGGAUAUAAAAGUGUCACUGUUUACCGCUUUCUUCCUGGCCACCAUAAUGGGCGUGCGGUUUAAAAGAUCCAAGAAGAUCAUGCCAGCUGGGCUGGUGGCAGGCUUGAGCCUCAUGAUGAUUCUGAGACUCAUCUUACUGCUGCUCUGA